GCGGUGUCCACUUCCAUUGUCUUAAAACACCCCCAAUUCCUUAUCCCUCUCUUUCCCAUCCCCAAACCCCAUACUCUUCUCCUCCCAAUCCCAAUCCCAAUCCCAAUCUCAUUCAUGGGUUGCAUCAACAGCACCGCCGCCGACUCCCCGACCAUCCGCCGAAGCACGCGCAGAGCCAUCUCCACCGUUGCCACUGACGCCGCCACACUCCACUCCCUCUCCUUCACAGCCCUCCGCGCCGCCGCCUCCGCCCUCAUCGAUGUCAACCGCGAUGCCCUUGACAACAUCGGCCAGCUCAAAGAUGAGAUCUCCUCCAACCCUGACCUCCUCUUCUUCGUCAAACACUACCUCCAGAUCAGCAUCGACACUCUCCAAUUCUUCACCGCUCUCAAGGACUCCCUCUCCAAAGCCCGUGAAACCGAGCUCCUUGUUCGUGACGCCCUGCUCCUUUUUGAAGAUGGUCAUGACCCCUCCGCAGCGCUCGAGAAGCUCCAGGAGUUCAAGGACGAGGGCGAUCCCUUCACUGAGAAGUUCGUCGAUGAGUUCAAGCUCUUGUGCGAGCGCCAGCAGUCCAUCCUCCAUGAUCUCCUCCUCCGCAAGAAAGAUCUAGAUCAGAAGCUCCGUGAAGUCAAGGCAUGGAGGAAGGUCUGGAACAUUGUUUACUCUGCUGUCUUCGCUGCCGUUUUGAUCUCCUCCGUUGUGCUCGCUGCUGUUGCUGCGCCGCCGGCGGUGACAGCCGCUGCUGCGGCCGCGUCCGGCGCCAUGGCGCCGCUCCAGCAGUGGCUGGAUUCAUUGUGGGACAACUUUCAGAACCCCUAUGAGGAGGGCAGGAAGAUCUUUGAUUCACUGGGAAAGGAGACCUCAUUCGCUAUUCAUGAGCUGAAUAGCAUUAGGUCUCUUGUUGAUAAUUUAGAGGGAAAGAUUAAGUCUAUGAUUCACAGAGCUGAGUUCGCCAUUAAUGGGGAAAAGGAAGAAGAGGUGAAGGUGGUCAUGAUUGAGAUCAAACUCAAGGCCGGAGAGUUUGCGAAGAGUGUGGAGCAAUUAGAGAAGGAGGUGGACCGGCGAGGUGAUGAACUAAAGAGGGCCACUGCUACUAUUUUGCAAACUGUCACUGACUGAAUCAAAAGGUACACAAAAAUUUACUUAAAAAAAAAUUGAUUUUUAGUGGGU
Molecule: messenger RNA, 1170 nt
Organism: Dioscorea cayenensis subsp. rotundata (Guinea yam)
Lineage: Eukaryota; Viridiplantae; Streptophyta; Magnoliopsida; Dioscoreales; Dioscoreaceae
Product: UPF0496 protein 1-like
Exons: 1
Coding region: 115-1119 (334 amino acids)
Source: RefSeq, a predicted model, not a curated record